Aspergillus alliaceus is the source of this 1179-nucleotide messenger RNA. RefSeq names its product glutamate--ammonia ligase (gene glnA). Gene Ontology annotation, cellular component: cytoplasm. The record is from RefSeq and is a predicted model, not a curated record. Lineage: Eukaryota; Fungi; Ascomycota; Eurotiomycetes; Eurotiales; Aspergillaceae. The coding region runs from base 99 to 1046 and encodes 315 amino acids. The transcript has 4 exons. Gene Ontology annotation, molecular function: glutamine synthetase activity.
GAAGUCUGGGUUGUGCUCUGCAUCAUUGUUGCAAAGCCCGAGAUAUCUCGAAAAGAAAAACUUUAUUGUCUAUAUUCUUCACACACACAUAAUUCAUCAUGACUCUUUCCAAGGCUGUCAAGUCCGUCGACGAACUCCCCGAAUGGAACUUCGACGGUUCCUCCACCGGUCAGGCCCCCGGUGACAACUCCGAUGUCUACCUGCGUCCCGUUGCCAUCUACCCCGAUCCUUUCCGUCUCGGUGACAACAUCCUCGUCCUGUGCGAGACAUGGGAUUCGGAUGGUACCCCCAACAAGUUCAACUACCGUCAUGACGCCAACCGCCAGAUGGAGGUCCACGCCAAGGAAGAGUUCUGGUUCGGUCUAGAACAGGAGUACACUCUCCUCGGUAACGAUGGUUGGCCCUACGGAUGGCCCAAGGGCGGUUUCCCCGGUGCCCAGGGUCCUUACUACUGCGGUGUUGGUACUGGCAAGGUUUACUGCCGUGAUAUUGUUGAGGCCCACUACCGUGCCUGCUUGUACGCCGGUAUCAAAAUCUCUGGUAUCAACGCCGAGGUCAUGCCUUCCCAGUGGGAGUACCAGGUUGGCCCCUGCAGUGGCAUUGAGAUGGGUGACCAGCUCUGGAUGUCCCGUUUCCUCCUCCACCGCGUCGCUGAAGAGUUCGGCGUUCGUAUCUCCUUCGAGCCCAAGCCCAUCAAGGGUGAGUGGAACGGAGCCGGUCUCCAUACCAACGUCUCGAACGCCGCCACCCGUGCUGAGGGCGGCAUGAAGGCCAUUGAGGGUUACAUGAAGAAGCUUGAGGCCCGUCACGUUGAGCACAUCGCCGUCUACGGUGAAGGCAACGAGGAGCGUCUCACCGGUCGUCACGAAACUGGUAACAUCGACAAGUUCAGCUACGGUGUUGCCGACCGUGGUGGCAGCAUUCGUAUUCCUCGCCAGGUGGCUAAGGAUGGCAAGGGUUACUUCGAGGAUCGUCGCCCCGCUAGUAACGCCUGCCCUUACCAGAUCACUGGUAUCAUCGUUGAGACUCUUUGCGGUGGCAACUAGAUACCUUAACUAUCCAAUAAAAACGUGAAGACUUUUCUUUUCCUCUUAGCGCUCGUAUACCCUCCGGCGUCAGUUGGGAUCGAACUAGGAGAGCAGCCUGGCAGUGUGAAGCACAUAUAGAUUUUUUUUUUUC